AUGGCAAAAGUCAAGGCCUACGAACUCCAAUCCAAGUCCAAGAAUGACUUGUCGAAGCAACUUCUUGAGCUGAAGAAUGAGCUCCUCACUCUGCGAGUGCAGAAGAUUGCCGGUGGAUCAGCGUCAAAAUUGACCAAAAUUUCUGCCGUCCGCAAGUCUAUCGCUCGCGUCUUGACUGUCAUGAACCAGAAGGCCCGCCAAAACCUCCGGGAAUAUUACAAGGGCAAGAAAUUCCUUCCUCUGGACCUGCGAACGAAGAAGACAAGGGCCAUCAGGCGGCGGUUGACCAAGCACGAGGCGUCGCUGAAGACCUUGAAGCAGGCCAAGAAGGACGCCAACUUCCCUAUCAGGAAGUACGCUGUCAAGGCCUAA
Molecule: messenger RNA, 372 nt
Organism: Psilocybe cubensis
Lineage: Eukaryota; Fungi; Basidiomycota; Agaricomycetes; Agaricales; Agrocybaceae
Exons: 4
Coding region: 1-372 (123 amino acids)
Biological process (GO): translation; maturation of LSU-rRNA from tricistronic rRNA transcript (SSU-rRNA, 5.8S rRNA, LSU-rRNA)
Cellular component (GO): ribosome; cytosolic large ribosomal subunit
Molecular function (GO): mRNA binding; structural constituent of ribosome
Source: RefSeq, a predicted model, not a curated record